AUGACUGCUAUGCCAUAUCCGAUGAAUCAAGCAACUCCUAUGCCAGCACCAUCAUUUCCAACGUCUUUCAAUCAACCUCAAAUGGCGUCAUCCUCAUCUCAUCCAGCUUUGACUUAUCCGACACAAGCAAGGACUUUCAACAUGAAUGUAAAAGAUGCAAUUCAAAGUUCUGAUGUAGUUUCAGGUACGCUUUCUGUGAACGCUGCUUGUGCUAAAGUAUUGAUUGACUCGGGAGCUACAAGGUCAUUUAUUUCGAAGUUUUUUGUUGAUAAGUUGAAUUGUGAAACCCAAUUGAUGCAUGAACCCUUAUCUGUUGUCCUAGCUAAUCAAGAUAGAAUAUUCGUAGAACAUGUGUGCCCUCAUUGUACUAUAGAAAUAGCCGGACACAUUUUUCCUGCGAGUCUUAUUCCUUUCCAGUUAGGCGAAUUCGACGUGGUUUUAGGGAUGGAUUGGUUGACAAGCUUCAAUGCUCAAAUAGAUUGCAAUAAUAAAAGGGUAGUAUUGAGUUCACCGCAAGGCAAAAAGUAA
Molecule: messenger RNA, 528 nt
Organism: Daucus carota subsp. sativus
Lineage: Eukaryota; Viridiplantae; Streptophyta; Magnoliopsida; Apiales; Apiaceae
Exons: 1
Coding region: 1-528 (175 amino acids)
Biological process (GO): proteolysis
Molecular function (GO): aspartic-type endopeptidase activity
Source: RefSeq, a predicted model, not a curated record